Molecule: messenger RNA, 1130 nt
Organism: Ciona intestinalis (vase tunicate)
Lineage: Eukaryota; Metazoa; Chordata; Ascidiacea; Phlebobranchia; Cionidae
Source: RefSeq, a predicted model, not a curated record
AUGUUUCCAUACUCUCCCACCAUACUAUAUGUACUAACUAUUAAUUUGGGUAUUGCAUUUCCGCAAGGUGGUGAAGCAGGCCAAGGAACUGAAGGUGGUGGAUUCGCCUCUUUCGGAGAAGACAUACAGCGGCGCGCUUCCAUGCUCCCCGGUAGCAGCACCACGGCAGUGAAAGAUUUACAAAGAGGUGCAAUGACAAAAAUAUCUUCCAAAUUACCUUUUAUGAAGUCGGUGUUAAAAAGAGCAUCCGUAGCAGUUCCAGGUAUACCAAUACCACAAGAAUUGAGCGCUGUUGGGGGUGGUGAAGCAGGCCAAGAAACUGAAGGCAGUGGCCUCGCCUCUUUGGGAGCAGAUAUACAGCGACGCGCUUCCAUGCUACCCGGUAGCAGUACAGCGGCAGUGAAAGAUUUACAAAGUGGUGCAAUGUCAAAAAUAUCUUCAAAAGUACCUUUUUUAAAAUCAAUGGUAAAAAGAGCAUCCGUAGCGGUUCCAGGUAUUGGAGUUCCAUCAGAACUUGUUGCUGGGGGCGGUGAUAAAGAUGGCCAACAACUGUUGGGAAUGAGCGGCCUCCCAAGUUUGGAAGGAAUACAGCGGCGCGCUUCCAUGCUACCCGGUAGCAGCACAACAGCAGUGAAAGAUUUACAGAGUGGUGCAAUGUCAAAAAUAUCUUCAAAAGUACCUUUUUUAAAAUCAAUGGUAAAAAAGGCAUCCGUAGCAGUUCCAGAAGCGUCUUCGUCUAGUUCAGUUCUUCAGUCUUUUGCAACCUCACUGCCUGGGAAAGUUUCAUCUUCAACCCUGAACGUUUCUUCAUUAACAAAUCUCGCAACCAGCAGUACAGCCGCGUCCGGCAUCGCAGAGAAUUUAACAGUAAAAGCAAAAGAAGACUUGGUAACUAUCGUGGAUGAAACAAAAAAGUGAAAGAGAAAACUUUCCUUUUAAGAUACCACAUUGUUUUAGAUGAAACAAAAAAGUGAAACCUUAGCAAGAUACGUUACGCGGCCGCCUUCACCAACAAUUAGAAACCCAGGGUUAUGAAGCAAACAUUCAAGCCAAUCAGGAAGAUCAUCCUUGAAACGCCGUGUUUGCCACGUUCAUGAAUUAUUUAUGCAAUUAAAUUACUGUGUACUGUA